Molecule: messenger RNA, 2329 nt
Organism: Chelonia mydas (Green sea turtle)
Lineage: Eukaryota; Metazoa; Chordata; Testudines; Cheloniidae
Gene: LRRIQ3
Product: leucine rich repeats and IQ motif containing 3
Exons: 6
Coding region: 1260-2291 (343 amino acids)
Molecular function (GO): protein binding
Source: RefSeq, a predicted model, not a curated record
UUUGUUAGUCUCUAAGGUGCCACAAGUACUCCUUUUCUUUUUAUGCACUAUACUCUAUAGAAGCAGUUUUCACAGUGUGCUUAAAAAUAUAUGAUAAUUUACAAGGAUUUUAGGAAACUGCUGAAGAUAUAAACAUGAAAGGUUUACUGACAAUAAUAUGAUUUCUGUUCAACUGAAAUCUUCGAAUGUAUAAUUAGAUCCCUAAUAUUGGAGUAAAAUAUAGCUAUACUUAUUUUUUUAUUUGUAAUAUUGUGGCAUUAAUUUAAUUUGAUAAUUCAUACCUUUGUGUGCAUUCCUUAUGUUACAAUAAUCAAAGUCCAAAAAUAUUGCUGAAUCCAGUUGUUCUUUGCAGUUACAUUUUUUGAAAAAAAAAGAGAUAAUUUCAACUAAAGGGACAUUUCUACCUUUAUCAAUAAAACCACAUCAAAUUGUGCCAGAUUCCAGCAAAUGUGAUACAGUAAAGUGUUGGAUUGUCUCAGUAUUUGAAAAGAAAACCGUCUUAGCUGUGAUAUUGAUGAUUCAUUAAGAAACAGGGACAUUUGUGCUGCUCUAGGUGUGCUCUUUUGGAUAAGAUGUAAACCAGAGUUGUUCACCAUUUGUGGUUAUUAAAGAAUUCAAAGCAGUUUUUUUGUAAGAGCAGGACUGUUAGCACUAGUGUCCUAACUAGAUUGUAACUCAGGAAGUUGCAUUCUGCCAACAAAUUUCUCCAUGCAGUUUCAAUGGCUAAUGUUAUUCUUUGCUUUUUCCUGUCUAAUUUAUUGUGUUGUGUUGCUGUGCAUUCUUAAACAUUGCCUCACUUCCAAGGUGGCUGCAUUUUAGCAGCUGUAUGAAUUCAUCCCUACAACCCAUACUCAUGUUAACAGGGAGGAUCAACUAAUAAAUAGCUCAAUACAUGUAUGUAUGUACCGUUCAUUGACUGCUUGAUUGAGUGAAUACAAAAUAUAAAGGGUUGCAUAAUCAAGCCUACAGUUUGCAAAGCACUUUUUGGGUUCCUUUGGAAUAAAAUGUGCUAUAUACUAAUAACAUGCACUUACACUUUUUCAUUCACUUUUAUGUUUUAAAAUUAAUCCCAUAAGAGGUUUUCCCCCCCGUGGAUGUGUAGUGUUUUACAGAGCAAGCAGUGUUGUAACAGACAGUUGGAUAUGUAUUUGGGGUAUUUGAAGUUUUUCUUCUGAAAGUUGAAUAAAUGCAACCUACUGUGUAGUCCUUCUUCUUUUCUUAGAUCUCUUGUGGAUGAACCACAAAGCAGAUAACCAGCCAUGGAGGAAUUAACUGAACACCUUGUUUCUACUUCUGAAAAUUUAUUAUUCAAAUAUGGACAAACUACCAGUCAAGCCCACAUAAAGAAGCUGAAAGAUCUUGCUAUAGUUCAGUUAAAUGGGCUAUAUUUAAAGAAUGUGAGACAUUUGCAAUACUGUGUUUUGCUGAAAGUAUGCAUCCUGUCUAAUAAUUAUAUUACAAAUAUUGAUGCACUCGAAUGUUGUACUCAUUUGGUUAAGCUGGAUCUCCAUGGAAAUCAGGUACAGCAUCUUCCUGGCCCAACGUUUUGGGAAGGCAUGAAGGAAUUAAAUUUACUCUAUCUUCAUGACAAUGGAAUUGGAAAACUGGAUAAUGUGCAUUCGUUAUCUUUCUGUCCUAAUCUGAUAGGCCUCACCUUGUUUGAUACUCCACUGAGCCUAAGAAUAGAAUAUAGGCAUAUUGUUGUUAACAGCAUUUUCUCACUCAAAGCACUGGAUUACUAUGUAAUUUCUGACGAGGAAAUUGUUGAGAACUGGAAGCUUCCCCCCAAAUAUAAACCAUUUAGCCCUAGCUUUUUCCUUGAUUUUUGCCAUGCUCCUAGAAAGGAAGCAACCGUUGAGGAGGAUAUAAAUGUGGUAAAAGAUAUCAUUUCAAAAAUCAAUCACAUUCUAGCUCAUCACUCACCAGUUGUGAUUGUUCAAAGAUGGAUAAGGGGAUAUUUAACUAGAAAAAGAUUUGGCAAAAUUCCUUUGGAUGAAGUUCUUCUGCAGAGACAUUAUAUCAGAGAUGGAGCAAAACAAAUUUACAGUCAAAGCACACUUCCAGUAUGUGAUAGUAAAAGCUUUAUAUAUCACAUCAUUAAACCAGAACAGAAUACUGACGACAAAAAGCUUACAUCUGGGAAACAAGUCUCCUAUAUGAAUAAUUUUAAAAAGCUUCCUGUUUUAUGUCUGAGAAGAAAAAAACAACCAGUUUUCUCCAUUUCACCCACAUUGAGGAAAAAAAAAAAGAAUAAACUAGGGGAACAUAGAAUUCCAUGGAGGAAGGGUUAGUAAUGUGAUCCUUUUGUAAUACUUUAUAAAAUAAAAAA